CAUGCGCGGUGCGGAGUGUGAAGGGGGGCCGCGCGCGCGCAAACACACACACACACACACACACACGAACAGCUCCGCCGCUGCCGCCGUCCCCGGGGCUCGCAGCAGCGCCUCCCGCAGCCGCAGCGCCCGCCCCGCGCGCCCCCUCCUCUGCGACGCGGGGAGGAGGAGGGGGGGGGGCAGCCGGCCGAACCGCCACCAUGUCCGGGCGAGGCCACGGGAAACUGCCCACCACGGAGCGCAUCGUCAAGGCUGUCCCGUUCCCUCCCACGCAGCGGCUCACUCUGAAGGAGGUGUUUGAGGAUGGGAAGCCUAGGCUUGAUGUCUUGAAGAGCCACUUGGUAAAGGAAGGGCGUCUGGAAGAAGAUGCGGCACUGAAGAUCAUCAACGAUGGGGCUGCUAUCCUUAGGCAUGAGAAGACAAUGAUUGAAGUAGAGGCUCCGAUCACAGUGUGCGGUGACAUUCAUGGGCAGUUUUUUGACCUGAUGAAGUUGUUUGAAGUUGGAGGAUCACCCAAUAACACCCGCUACCUCUUCCUGGGAGACUACGUGGACAGAGGCUACUUCAGUAUAGAGUGCGUGCUGUAUUUAUGGAGUUUAAAGAUAAAUCAUCCCAAAACGUUGUUCCUCCUCCGAGGAAACCAUGAGUGCAGGCACCUCACAGAAUAUUUCACCUUUAAGCAGGAAUGUCGAAUCAAGUAUUCGGAGCGAGUGUACGAUGCGUGUAUGGAUACAUUCGACUGUCUUCCUCUUGCUGCCCUCUUAAACCAGCAAUUCCUGUGUGUUCAUGGAGGACUGUCUCCAGAAAUCACGUGUCUAGAUGAUAUUAGGAAAUUAGACAGGUUUAAAGAGCCUCCAGCCUUCGGUCCAAUGUGUGAUCUACUCUGGUCUGAUCCGUCAGAGGAUUACGGCAACGAGAAAACGCUGGAGCAUUUUGCCCACAACACCGUUCGAGGUUGCUCCUAUUUCUACAGUUAUCCUGCAGUUUGUGAAUUUUUGCAGAACAAUAGUUUGUUAUCCGUAAUCCGAGCUCAUGAAGCCCAGGAUGCUGGGUACCGAAUGUACAGGAAGAGCCAGACAACAGGCUUUCCAUCGUUAAUCACAAUCUUCUCUGCACCAAAUUACCUAGAUGUCUAUAACAACAAGGCUGCUGUACUGAAAUAUGAAAACAAUGUCAUGAACAUCAGGCAGUUCAAUUGUUCCCCUCAUCCGUACUGGCUUCCAAACUUCAUGGAUGUCUUCACAUGGUCCUUGCCUUUUGUAGGGGAAAAGGUCACCGAAAUGCUCGUUAACAUCCUCAACAUAUGCUCCGAUGACGAGUUGAUUUCAGAUGGUGACGAGACAUUGGAAGAUCACUACAUUUCAAGCUAUCAGAAAGGUGGGACAACAGUCCGUAAAGAGAUCAUCAGGAAUAAGAUUAGAGCCAUUGGGAAGAUGGCACGCGUCUUCUCGGUUCUUCGAGAGGAGAGCGAGAGCGUGCUGACUCUGAAAGGCUUGACUCCCACAGGUACGCUGCCCCUGGGCGUGCUCUCAGGGGGGAGGCAGACCCUGCAGACCGCCACAGUAGAAGCGGUAGAGGCACGGGAAGCCAUCCGUGGAUUUUCCCCACAGCACAAGAUCCGCAGCUUCGAAGAAGCCCGAGGGCUGGAUCGCAUUAACGAACGCAUGCCGCCACGCAAGGAUUCAGUGCACUCAGAUGGGCCGGUGAACUUGGUAACCUCAACAAACUCUGCGGACAAGAACGGCACGGGGAAGAAAACCCAGUAACGGCCCGAGUGCCCAAUCUGCACCACUAAAAGGAUCCAAAACUUAAUGAAUUUUAUUUAUUUAUUAUUGGGGUGGGGUGGGGGCAGGGAAGAAACCAACUUCACCUUGGAGGCACGUUCAUAAUCCAGUUUGCAUCCAUUCUGUAAGAAAGGUGACCAUUUUGUAAUUUUUUUAUUUAUGUUCGAUAUAUAUAUAAAAAAAAAGUCCAUCUUUUUUUAAUUUAGAAACCAAUCUUAACCGCUAGCGCAUAUACGAUGUGUUGUUCUGUACAGCUGACCUCUCCUCCCCACGAGGCAAACCUCAAGGGGGGGAUUAAACAAAACAAAACCAGUCCCAGGCAACUUGGGUCGUUGACUUUGGUAGCGUUCUGAGUUAGCCUGUGCUUUCAAAAGUAGGUCCUUUAAUGGAAAAUGGGGUUGGUUUGGGAUUUUUUUUCUCUUCCUCUCCUCUUCCUCUCCUCUUCCUUUCCUCUCCUCUUCCUUUCCUCUCCUCUUCCUUUCCUCUCCUCUUCCUUUCCUCUCCUCUUCCUUUCCUCUCCUCUUCCUUUCCUCUCCUCUUCCUUUCCUCUCCUCUUCCUUUCCUCUCCUCUUCCUUUCCUCUCCUCUUCCUUUCCUCUCCUCUUCCUUUCCUCUCCUCUUCCUUUCCUCUCCUCUUCCUUUCCUCUCCUCUUCCUUUCCUCUCCUCUUCCUUUCCUCUCCUCUUCCUUUCCUCUCCUCUUCCUUUCCUCUCCUCUUCCUUUCCUCUCCUCUUCCUUUCCUCUCCUCUUCCUUUCCUCUCCUCUUCCUUUCCUCUCCUCUUCCUUUCCUCUCCUCUUCCUUUCCUCUCCUCUUCCUUUCCUCACAAUUGUCUCUUCCCCAGAGUUUGCUGUUGUUUCCUUCGCCUUCUUGCCUACCUGCAGCUGCCACUUUGGCAAGCGUGUCCGUGGAAGGCACCUCACGUGGUGCGACUGGCUGGGAUCCGUCCCUCUUCAAAGGUGGCAUCCAAAUAGUCAGGAUAAGUUCUAAAGGAUCGCGGUUUCUUACAACAAUCAGGACACCUUUUCCAUCAGUAGUUCACUUCUAUUCCAGCUCAAAAAGUAACCGGGAAGGCAAGUGGGAAAAGCAGUGCCCCUUGUUGCAGCUCUUCCCAAAGCUCCAGCAGCCAGACAGAUGCCGGAUUUUAUCAGCCAGGGCUGCCAGUGCAGCAUGAAUCCCACUGGGAAUCCCUCUGAUUCAGAGCAGAGGAAUGAUCUCUGGUCUUUAGCGAUCCACAGGGCUUUGGGAAGUCUGAGUUUUAAAGGAAAAGGCUCAUUUAUAACCUGUGGGCAGAAAGACCCCUGCUUCCACCACCACAUACUGCGGAGCCUGGGGCACAUUCCACUGCUCUGGGAUCUGAGAGAGAUUGAGUGAAUCUGGCAGGAAUUCUGGAAUGUUUGUGCAGGGCUGGGGAAUCUCCUGGUGACAGAAGGGUUUCCAGAGGACCCUGCAAGGAUCGAGAACCUCAGAGCCUCGUUCUUUCACUUAAACUUUGAAGCGAGUGUUGAAAAGGGAUUUUAUGAGGUUCCCAUUCGGUCACGUCCCUUCCCUGCAUGACACCUCCCAGGGAGGUGGUCGAGUCGCCUUCCCUGGAGGCGUUUAAGGAACGGGUGGAUGAAGUGCUUAGGGACAUGGUUUAGGGAGUGUUAGGAAUGGUUGGACUCGAUGAUCCAAUGGGUCCUUUCCAACCUUGUGAUUCUGUGAUUUGGGCCAGUGACUGCAGAGUCAAAGCAGCUGCUUUCAGAAGCAAAUCCCUUGCCAGCUUUCACUUCUUUUCCAACUUACUGUGCUUUCCCCAAGCAGGGCAGCAGGUGAGCGGGCUGAGCCUCUGAGUAGGGAUAUUUGCCAACCCUUUCUCUGGAUCUUGCUGUCUUCCCUUUGUGCUCCGGCCCCAAGCUGCCGCGCCAGAGGGAAAGAGCAGCUUUGCAGGAAGCUUCCAAACUCUCUUCUAAUCAUAUGUCACUGACUUCCAUGCCGGCUCAUCUGUGAGCAGGCCACUGAGGUCUCACAAGAGACUUUUUGAGUCAUAUGCCUC
Molecule: messenger RNA, 3815 nt
Organism: Cuculus canorus (common cuckoo)
Lineage: Eukaryota; Metazoa; Chordata; Aves; Cuculiformes; Cuculidae
Gene: PPP3CC
Product: protein phosphatase 3 catalytic subunit gamma
Exons: 15
Coding region: 201-1766 (521 amino acids)
Biological process (GO): calcineurin-mediated signaling
Cellular component (GO): calcineurin complex; cytoplasm
Molecular function (GO): calmodulin binding; calmodulin-dependent protein phosphatase activity
Source: RefSeq, a predicted model, not a curated record